This is a messenger RNA of Epinephelus lanceolatus (giant grouper), 2720 nucleotides long. The record is from RefSeq and is a predicted model, not a curated record. NCBI's taxonomy places the organism in Eukaryota, Metazoa, Chordata, Actinopteri, Perciformes, Serranidae.
AUGCAUUGUACAAGGAGGAAGCGACUGCAGCUUAGCAGGGUCCUGUUUCUCCUCUCUGGGGUUUUUCUCUGUACCCUCUACCAGCUGACCAUCAGUGCCAGACUGUAUGAGCCUUUGCCAAUGCCUCAGAUUGGGGAGGAUUUUGGAGAAGGUUCAACAGAGGGUGUUGAGGAGGCGACAGUAGAGACUCCGGGGCUGGAGGAACCUCUCACUGCAACACACGAGUUAGAGCCCACAGAUCAAACAACUCCAGAAAUGCAUGUGGUAACUGUGUCGGAGACAACUACAGAUUUUACAGCAUCCACCUCCACUGAAGCUCCACCAUUGCCAACUACAAACCGGACUAUUGUGCAUUGCAUCUACGUGGCCCCUGAGCCUCCACGGGAGACGCCCACACCAACUCUUCCUGUGACCACUGUCACCCCAGCCUCUCCUGCUGAAGCUCCACAUAUGAAGGGCGAAUACCCUGAAGAUAUCUUUUCUGUUGAAGACCGUAGACGAGGCUGGGUCAUCCUCCACAUUUUUGGGAUGAUGUACAUGUUCAUUUCACUUGCAAUUGUGUGUGAUGAGUUCUUUGUCCCUGCACUCGGGGUAAUCAUAGACAAGUUAGAAAUCUCUGAUGAUGUAGCAGGAGCCACCUUCAUGGCUGCUGGAGGUUCUGCUCCUGAACUCUUCACCUCCUUGAUAGGAGUAUUCAUCGCCCACAGCAAUGUGGGCAUCGGCACCAUCGUUGGCUCGGCGGUUUUCAACAUUUUGUUUGUGAUUGGGAUGUGUGCUUUGUUUUCACGGGAGGUGCUCCAUCUAACCUGGUGGCCACUUUUCAGAGAUGUAUCCUUCUACAUAUUUGACCUCGUCUUACUCAUCAUCUUCUUCUUGGAUAAUAUCAUAAUGUGGUGGGAGAGCGUGAUGUUGGUUGGCUGUUACACGCUCUAUGUGACUUUCAUGAAGUUCAAUGUACAAAUAGAGCAGGCCUUCAAGGUCCUGAUCCUCAAAAACAAGAACAUUGUCAGAAUUAUUUCUGUGGAAGAACCUGAAAAGGCAAACGGUGACGCUGAAAAUAACGCCCCUCCUGCUUCAGAAGACAAGAAUAGGUUGAAGUUGAAGCCAUCCCUUCAGCGCGGGGGAAGUUCAGCUUCUCUACACAACAGCACCAUGAGAAACACCAUCUUCCAACUUAUGAUCCACACGUUAGACCCUCUAGGUGAGGGGAAAUUUAAGGAUAAGGCUGUGACACUGACUAAUGUGGCUAAACGGACGGCAGAGAGCAAAACUCAAGACAAAAGUGAAGUUGGUGGAGGAAAAACUGAACCGACCAAAGAGCCAGAGGCUGCUCCAGCCCCAGCAAAAGAGGAGAAGGAACAACCAGAGGACAAGAAGGACGAUGUGCCAGCAGGAGACGGUGGGUCAGGAGGCUCUGACGAUGAUGAAGAUGACAGCGAUGAAGACAGCGAUGAGUCCAGUGAAGAGGAAGAUGAUGACGAUGAGGAUGAAGAUGAGGAGGAGAGUGACGAAGAGGAGAAAGAGGAACCUCUGUCUUUAGAGUGGCCUGACACGCCACGUAAACAAGCCACCUACGUCUUCCUGCUGCCUGUAAUCUUUCCUCUGUGGCUCACAGUUCCAGAUGUUCGCAACCAGAAAUCCAGAAAAUUCUUUGCGAUGACCUUCCUGGGCUCCAUUCUGUGGAUUGCUAUUUUCUCCUACCUCAUGGUGUGGUGGGCCCAUCAGGUAGGUGAGACCAUCGGCAUCUCAGAGGAGAUUAUGGGCCUGACUAUCUUGGCUGCAGGGACGUCCAUCCCUGAUCUCAUUACCAGUGUGAUUGUUGCACGAAAAGGCCUGGGGGACAUGGCUGUGUCCAGCUCUGUGGGCAGUAACAUCUUUGAUAUCACAGUGGGUCUUCCAGUGCCAUGGCUCCUUUACUCAUCCACACAUGGUUUUGGUCCAGUGGCCGUCAGCAGCAACGGGCUCUUCUGUGCCAUCGUGCUUCUCUUCAUCAUGCUCCUCUUUGUCAUCAUCUCCAUUGCAUCGUGUAGGUGGAGGAUGAAUAAGCUGUUGGGCUUCACCAUGUUCCUGCUCUACUUUAUCUUCUUGGUGCUUAGCGUGAUGCUGGAGGAUCGCAUCAUCAUCUGCCCUGUUUCUAUCUGAACGUGUGAGCUGGAGCCUUCUCUACAGCAGGCGUUGUCUUCACUUGCGACCUGAAGCACAACAGUUAACCUGUAUAUGGACUGAUCUCAUGAGCAUGGGUGUGGAUAUCUGUAGAAACUAUGCAGAAAGCUGCUGUAGUUGCUCUGCAUUGUUGCAACUGACGUGUGUUUGGUAUGAAAGCAACAGUACACAUAUGACAACAUUUUCUAGCAGAGGUGGGACCAAGUCAUUGUUUUGUAAGUCACAAGUAAGUCUCACAUCUUUGCACUCAAGUCCCAAGUCAAGACCCAAAUCCUAAACUCUGAGUUUUGGUUCCUAAAUAAGUCAUGAUGCGCUCUUCACAAAUGUAAUGCCUUCUUAACAACAUAGUAAUAAUACAUUACAUUUACAAAAAUUGUGAUUUUUUUUAAUUUAUAUAUGUUUUUGUUGUUAAAACAAGUGUGACUGAACUUAAUCAUAAAGAAGUAGUGCUGACAUUCCACUUUUACAGUAUACAGCAACCAAAGCAGAAUGAAUUUUAUAUGUUUCUGUCCUGUCUUGUUGUAUUUAUCUCAUCUCAUAUUGGACGAACAUUUAUA